Molecule: messenger RNA, 2105 nt
Organism: Sycon ciliatum
Lineage: Eukaryota; Metazoa; Porifera; Calcarea; Leucosolenida; Sycettidae
Product: deoxycytidine kinase 2-like
Exons: 9
Coding region: 211-1032 (273 amino acids)
Biological process (GO): nucleobase-containing compound metabolic process
Cellular component (GO): cytoplasm
Molecular function (GO): deoxynucleoside kinase activity; ATP binding
Source: RefSeq, a predicted model, not a curated record
CCGGUACUAACUACUUACUUACUUGGCUGAAAAUGAUUUGAAGAAGAAUAGUUGUGGGGCUUGUUCGGACAUACCGGUAUCCCAGUAUAGCUACGACUGGUGCAGAAACUACACAAAUCUGUGGCCUGACUUCCUCACCCAACCUGAACAGCUGAAACCAGAGCUUUAGUUAGGCCUUUCGUUUUGAGUGGUGUGGUGAUAGGGAAACCAAUGCCAAUGGCCACUGCCCAUUGUGGUUCACUGUUGGCCCGACAUAUUCCGUUCUCAUCAGGCCUACGUAUGCAGUCCACGAAUCUCGUUAAGAAAAUAGCCAUCGAGGGUAAUAUUGGAGCUGGGAAAUCAACGUUCCUUAGCAUCCUUCAAAGUAACUUCAACUUCCGGGCUGUCCCAGAACCUAUUGCAGACUGGCAGAAUGUUGCUUCGGAGGAGGCUGGCAAACCCACAGAAAACCUUCUCGACCUUUUCUACAAAGAUCCGAAGCGAUGGGCGUACACGUUUCAGACAUAUGCAUGUUUGACACGAGUUCGCUCACAGCUAGCACCGCCGCCGGCAGACCUCAUGCAGCUCUCCAACCCAGUUCUGUUUUACGAGCGCUCAGUUUACAGUGAUCGGUAUUGUUUUAUGGACAAUUGUUACAAGUCUGGACUUAUCAAUGAGAUGGAAUGGCGACUAUACUGCGACUGGCAUACACACUUAUUAGGUGCAUUGGGCGGCCUACACAUUGAUGGCAUUGUGUAUCUCAGAGUGAAACCAGAGGUGUGUAUGGAGCGUCUGAAACACCGCAAUCGCUCGGAGGAAUCAACUGUUGGUCUCGAUUAUCUCAGUAGUAUCCACGAGCAACACGAGAAGUGGUUGAUGCGCAAGGAGACUAAGAUUUCACCAGUUUUGAAGAAUGUGCCCGUGUUUGUUCUGGAAAGUGACCAGGAGUUCCAAACUGACCAUGACCGACAAGUGGAAAUGGUUGGAGAGCUGAAAGAUUUCCUUGCAAAUUGCUCAUCAACUGAGGUACCUGCGGACGUGGCAGCCAGGUAAUCCUGAUCUCGUCAUGGUGCUCGGGCACUCUGUAUUGCGUCGGGAGUGAGCAAGCCAUACUUCUCUGGGUGCCAUACAUGAUAUAUGUGCAGUGCAGUGCACCAGGCCGGAUAUGCACGGCUAGCUCUGCACGCCUCGCCCUCUCCUUGGAUUGAUGCUAACCCAUGUGUGGACUGGUUGCUGUGACAUACCCAUGUGUGGACUGGUUGCUGUGACAUACCCAUGUGUGGACUGGUUGCUGUGACAUACCCAUGUGUGGACUGGUUGCUGUGACAUACCCAUGUGUGGACUGGUUGCUGUGACAUACCCAUGUGUGGACUGGUUGCUGUGACAUACCCAUGUGUGGACUGGUUGCUGUGCUGCAAAGAUUCAUGGUACUAGUAACCUACUAAGAUGCAUGAACGGACACAUGCCAGCACAUGCUACAAAUCACACCAGCAAGUGUGCCAGCACAUGCUACAAAUCACACCAGCAACUGUGUUUGUUUUAAACCUAGGCUAGCAUCAUUCCUUUCGGUACAUGUAGGCCGCACCAUGCUCAAGGUUGUUUUGCAUUGGCUUUUCUACCGACGCAUGGGCACGGGAAAUGGUGCUAGAUUUUAUUACCCUAUAGGAAUGUUCUAGGUACCGACUGCAGCAAUGCGCAUUGCUUGACUAAAGAGGAAACAUAGGAUGUACUUGUUUUGACUCUGUGUUUUGGGAGGAACUGGAUUUGCAUAAUUAUCAAGAUAUAAUAGAAGUAUCUUUUGAUCUUUAUGCUACAGUGAAAUUAUUACAAGUAUUCUUGUGCAAAACAUAGUAGAAUGAAUGAAUGGCUAAAUGUCAUUUACAUCCAACAUCAAGAAGGGAGCUUCACUUAGUAAUUCUAAUUCCUCAUUCGUGUGUGCGUGUAUAUCUUUUUACUAUGUUGAUAACUUAGUUAUUGGAUGUCCAGCUUUGCGAUUUUCCGUAUUUUUCUCCUGGCACUCUAAGCCACGUUCUGAUUUAGACGCAAGCAAAUCUCGAGGCUGUGCUUGACGGACAUGAUUAUUCACUUCAUAAUUCAGCAUCUCAAUACUAGUAUCCUCCUUGGUC